Molecule: messenger RNA, 3309 nt
Organism: Lacerta agilis (Sand lizard)
Lineage: Eukaryota; Metazoa; Chordata; Lepidosauria; Squamata; Lacertidae
Gene: ZBED1
Product: zinc finger BED-type containing 1
Exons: 8
Coding region: 145-3024 (959 amino acids)
Biological process (GO): regulation of transcription by RNA polymerase II
Cellular component (GO): nucleus
Molecular function (GO): protein dimerization activity; DNA binding
Source: RefSeq, a predicted model, not a curated record
GCGGCGGCGUGAAAGAGCCAUGUCGCUCCUCUCGCUGGCGCUGCCUGCGAUACGAAUCUAUUGGAUCGGCUUCCGCGUCGUGUUGCACCAGCUGCUCCGCCGCCUCCUCCGACCAGGCUGGCCUUUGAAGCCAGGUGCUCAUUAAUGAGUGAAGAACCAAAAGGUUGGGACUGUGGCCAAGAAGCAAUGGAGAAUAAAAGUUUGGAAACUUCCCCGUCAGACCUAAAGUUAGUGGCCCACCCAAGAGCAAAGAGCAAAGUUUGGAAGUACUUUGGCUUUGAUACCAAUGCGGAAGGAUGUAUAAUGCAGUGGAAGAAAAUCUACUGCCGCAUUUGCAUGGCACAGAUAGCCUAUUCAGGAAACACGUCCAACCUCUCUUACCACCUUGAAAAGAAUCAUCCAGAUGAGUUUUGCGAGUUUGUGAAAAGCAACACGGAGCAAAUGAGGGAGGCCUUUGCCACGGCGUUUUCAAAACUGAAGCCAGAAUCGUCUCAGCAGGUUGUUCAGGACACCUUAAUUAUGAAGGCAGGUCACAGUUACGAGAAUAAAAAGCACCAAGAGCUAACAUUGGCAGUGAUUAGCUUAAUAUGUGAGGGGUUAUAUCCUCCUUCCAUUGUAGAUGAGCCGACCUUCAAGAACCUUUUAAGAACGGCCGACCCCAGAUAUGAACUUCCUUGUAGAAAGUAUUUCUGCACAAAAGCGAUUCCUGAAAAAUAUAUGGCUGUUAGGGAUGUUGUGCUAAAAGAACUGACUGAUAUCCCAUGGUGCGGCAUAUCCUCUGACAUGUGGAGAAGUGGGAACCAGAACAGAUCCUACGUAACACUGUCAGUUCAUUUUCUCAGCAAUGGCGCUUCCAGCUGCCUGGCUAUUAAUUCCCGGUGUUUAAAAACAUUUGAAGUGCCCGAGGAAAACACCGCAGAGACUAUUACGCGAGUACUUUAUGAGAUAUUCAUUGAAUGGGGGAUCAGUACAAAAGUUUUUGGUGCUACAACAGAUUAUGGGAAAGACAUUGUGAAAGCUUGCUCUCUUCUCGACAUUCCAGUGCAGAUGCCUUGCUUAGGGCAAACUUUUAAUGCAGGUAUACAGCAAGCUUUUCAGCUUCCUAAGCUGUGUGGUUUCCUGUCGAGGUGUCGGAAGCUGGUGGAAUAUUUUCAGCAGUCUUCCGUAGCCAUGUGCAUGUUGAGCGAGAAGCAAAAGCAGCAGAACACUCCACCCUGCAUGCUUGUGAGCGACCGUGUUUCCUGGUGGGGAAGCACCCUUGCCAUGCUGCAGCGACUCAAGGAGCAGCAGUUCGUAAUUGCCGCAGUUCUUGUGGAGGACAGCAAUAAUCACCACCUGAUGUUGGAAGCCAGUGAGUGGAAUACAAUUGAAGGCUUGGUGGACUUGCUCCAGCCAUUCAAGCAGGUUGCCGAAAUGAUGUCUGCUUCUAAAUACCCAACAAUAAGUAUGGUGAAGCCUCUCCUUCACAUGCUGCUGAACACAACACUAAACAUCAAAGAAAAUGACUUGAAAGAAAUCAGUAUGGCAAAGGAAGUGAUAGCCAAAGAAUUGUCCACAACAUACCAGCAUGCGCCCGAUAUAGACAUGUUUCUCAACGUUGCAACUUUCCUGGACCCCAGGUACAAGAAACUUCCAUUUCUUUCAGCAUUUGAGAGACUGCAGGUUGAAAACAGAGUGGUAGAGGACGCAAAAAGUCUCCUAGAGGAAGUAAAGGAGAACACAUUGAGGCCUGAAGAAAAGUUUUUUGCAUUGUCUGAAGAGCCACCAGUGAAAAAAAUGGUAAUUUCCUCUACCCCUCCUCCCACUAGUGCCAUCAAUAACAUGCUUGCAGAGAUAUUUUGCCAGACAGGGGGUGCUGAAGACCAAGAGGAGUGGCAUGCUCAGAUUAUUGAGGAGCUGAGUAAUUUCAAAUCGCAGAAAGUUCUUGGACUAAAUGAAGAUCCACUCAAGUGGUGGUCUGACAGGCUAGCUUUAUUUCCUGUUUUGCCAAAGGUACUUCAGAAAUACUGGUGUAUUGUGGCCACAAGGGUUUUCCCCGAACGUCUCUUUGGUUCCUCUGCAAACAUGGUUAGUGCUAAGAGAAAUCUGUUAGCCCCGGCCCAUGUAGACGAACAAAUCUUUUUGUAUGAGAACUCUCGAGUUUUUCCUCUUCAAAAUGGGAAUGUUGCCAUAGUGACCGGAGGCACUAGAGGAAUUGGUUACCAUACUGUGAAGUAUUUGGCAAGACUUGGCAUGCACAUCAUAAUAGCUGGAAACAAGGAAAAAGAAGGCCAAGAAACUGUGAUGAAAAUAAAAGAAGAAGCUUUAAAUGCAAAAGUGGAGUUUUUAUACUGUGAUUUGGCUUCCAUGAAGUCCAUACAACAAUUUGUUCAAGCAUUUAAAGCAAAGAAUUACCCACUUCAUGUCCUGAUCAAUAAUGCUGCAGUGAUGCUGGUGCCUGAAAGGAAAACAGAGGAUGGGUUUGAGGAACACUUUGGUAUUAACUACAUGGGACACUUCUUGUUGACUAACCUUCUCUUGGAAACACUGAAGCAAUCAGGAACCCACAGCCACAAUGCUCGAAUUGUCACUCUCUCAUCAGCUACCCAUUAUGUAGCAGAAUUACGUCUUAACGAUCUGCAAAGCAGUUGCUUGUAUUCACCCCACGGAGCCUACGCCCAAAGCAAACUUGCCCUUGUUCUGUUUGCCUACCGACUACAACAUCUCUUGACAGCAGAAGGGAGCCACGUGACUGUUAACGUUGUAGAUCCCGGAGUAGUGAAUACCGAUCUCUACCAAAAUGUCUGCUGGGCAGCGAAAAUGGUCAAGUGGAUGACAGGCUGGCUUCUCUUAAAGAGCCCAGAAGAGGGUGCGUCCACAUCAAUCUAUGCAGCAGUUUCACCAGAGUUGGAAGGCGUUGGCGCCUGCUAUCUUUGCAAUGAGCAAAGGACAAAUUCUGUGGAUGUCUCCUAUGAUGAGGAGUUGCAGAAAAGACUCUGGACAGAAAGUUGCAGACUUGUUGGGAUCCCUGAUACAGCACCGUAGGAAGGCUUGGAAAAUAGCCACAGCUUGCUGUGUGAAUGCAAUGCGUCCCACCGGCCUCUGUCGUGCGGCAUCACUCCAUACUUCCGGAAUUCACUGUUCAGUCACGCCGGCAAAUAAGAACUCUGUUUGAGCUACCAGACUGCUAUUGGUGGUGGCGGGUGGUGGUGAUGGGCAAGAGGUCCCCAUCCAGAAUUGUGUGUACGGUGGUUUUUGAACUUGACCAUCCAUUUUGUAAUCAUGAUGUUUCAGUCUGUGAUUAAAUAUAUAUAUAUAUCUUUAACCUUA